AAGAAGAAAGCGCUCUGACGGAAGUCACAAUUACGUCAGUUGAGCUUCAAGUGCUACCGUGUCUUAACGCCGAGAGAAGGCCAUGGCUCGUGGGCAGCAGAAGAUCCAGUCUCAACAGAAGAACGCAAAGAAAGCAGCUGAGAAGAAGAAAGGUCAAGGGGCGGAUCAGAAGACUGCAGCCAAAGCAGCGCUGGUCCACACAUGUCCUGUCUGCAAGACACAGAUGCCAGACCCCAAGACCUUUAAACAGCAUUUUGAAAGCAAACACCCAAAAUCUCCUAUGCCUCCUGAGCUGGUGGAUGUUCAAGCCUAAAGGACACAAGAAACCAGCAUGGACCUAAAACAGGGUCAUCUCAUAAUUAUGAUCCAAUUUUCAGACCCCGAGGAAUGAAACCUGAUUCGACUUGCUGUAUUUCACAAACAUAGACGGUGGACCUUGUGGACACAAUGACAAGGAGAUCUUAGGACAGACUCAAGCACACCAGCACACAUAUAUAUUUUUAUAUUUUUAUAAGUGCAUAUUUCUUCCAUCUUUUCAAAGUGUGCUGUGACCUAACCAUCUCAUUGCCAUGUGCUUAAACUCGCCAUAUUUAUUCAACACUUUCCCAAUACCCCAUGGCAUUUCGUCCCUGUAAAGUAAAAAAAAUA
Molecule: messenger RNA, 648 nt
Organism: Carassius carassius (crucian carp)
Lineage: Eukaryota; Metazoa; Chordata; Actinopteri; Cypriniformes; Cyprinidae
Product: zinc finger protein 706-like
Exons: 4
Coding region: 83-313 (76 amino acids)
Source: RefSeq, a predicted model, not a curated record